This is a messenger RNA of Brettanomyces nanus, 1368 nucleotides long. It is a transcript of the gene GCN5, whose product is annotated as histone acetyltransferase. The record is from RefSeq and is a predicted model, not a curated record. The coding region runs from base 1 to 1368 and encodes 455 amino acids. Gene Ontology annotation, biological process: chromatin remodeling; positive regulation of transcription by RNA polymerase II. The transcript has a single exon. Gene Ontology annotation, cellular component: histone acetyltransferase complex. NCBI's taxonomy places the organism in Eukaryota, Fungi, Ascomycota, Pichiomycetes, Pichiales, Pichiaceae. Gene Ontology annotation, molecular function: histone H3 acetyltransferase activity; protein binding.
AUGGCUGCAACAAAGAGAAAGAGAACACGAGGAAAGGAGGUGGGAGAGGAGGCAGUGGCCGAGACUGAAGAAGAGGGGGAGGCGGAGGCUGAGGAAGAGGAGGAAGAGGCCGAGGAAAAAGCCGAGGAAGAGGCCGAGGAAAAGACAUCUUCACCAAAAGAUCAGAAGCCAAAUGACGACCUUGGGAUCUCGAAAAUUGAAGUGGAUAACGAAGAAGCUAUGGAUGAAGAACCACUAGAAGAAGAAGAACGUAAACGAAUUGUUAACUACGAAUUUGAUGGACGGAAAUACUCAUACAAAGAAAAGCCUUCUGUUAUAGAGGAAAAGGAAGGAAAGAUCGAGUUUAGAGUAGUGAACAAUGAUGGAAAAGGAGAUGAGUUGAUCAUUUUGACUGGGUUGAAGAAUAUCUUCCAGAAACAGCUUCCAGAGAUGCCCAAAGCUUAUAUUACCCGGCUUGUAUUUGAUCGUUCGCAUGUGUCUAUUGCAGUUGUUAGAAAGCCACUUAUAGUAGUAGGAGGAAUUACAAUCAAGCCAUUUGAAAGCCAUCAUUUUGCUGAGAUUGUAUUCUGUGCCAUCUCCUCAUCGGAACAGGUCAGAGGUUAUGGUGCUCAUAUGAUGAACCAUUUAAAGACGUAUGUUAGAGGUACCAUGGAUGUCAAGUAUUUUCUCACAUAUGCAGAUAACUAUGCUAUUGGUUAUUUCAAGAAGCAGGGAUUUACUAAGGAGAUAACUCUGCCCAAAAAGCUGUGGAUGGGAUAUAUUAAAGAUUAUGAGGGAGGAACACUAAUGCAAUGCACUAUGCUACCGAGAAUCCGGUAUUUGGAUGGUCCUAAGAUCUUGUCAUUACAGAGAGCUGCUAUAUUGAAGAAGAUAAGGUCGAUAGGUCAUUCGCACUUGGUUCGACCCGGAUUAAAGCACUUUAAAGAAAAUACACCUUCUCCAUUAGAUCCUUUGACGAUACCAGGAAUUAGAGAAGCUGGUUGGACUAAAGAAAUGGAUGAUUUGGCACAACAACCAAAGAGAAGUCCGCAUUAUGCUGUUAUGAUGACUUUGCUCACAGAAAUGAUGAAUCAUCCAUCAAACUGGCCGUUUCUACAGCCCGUUAAUAAGGAUGAGGUCGCUGAUUACUACCAGGUUAUAACAGAACCAAUGGAUUUGAGUACUAUGGAGGUGAAACUUGAUAGUAAUGCUUAUGAAGCAUUGGACGACUUCCUCUACGAUUGUAAGUUGAUCUUCGCCAAUUGUCGUCAAUAUAAUGGGGAGAAUACCACCUUCUUCAAGAACGCCAAUAAGUUGGAAAAGGUUCUCAUUAAUAAGCUUAAGGAUUUCCCUGAGUAUUCACAGUAUGUCGACAUGCUACAGCAGUAA